AUGCCAUCCGUCUCUUCCCCACGCGUCAGAUCCCAUACACCCAUGUCGGCGUCCCCGCGCAAUACGGAGCGCAGCAAUGAGCGCACGAACGAGAAGCGCCCGAAAGCAUGCGCGUACUGCUUCAGGCGAAAGAUGAAAUGCGAUCUUGCUAUCCCCUGCUCCAACUGCGUAGAAAAAGGCGAGGACUGCGUCUCUGUCGCGAGGCAAGAGCGGCCUAGACCCACACAUGAAAAGAUAGAAAAGCUUGAAGCGGAAGUGUUGCGCCUGGAGAACCUGCUCGCCCGAUCUCAAGCCUCGCCGGCUGCGGGAUCGUCCUCCUAUCAUGGCCCGCAGGAGUGGAUGCCUGGACCUGUCCAGCAUGUCCAUCAUAGUCACCACAGUCUGUCUCCCCACAAUGCCAUCUCGCCAGGCGAGGCAGCACGGAGUCGGCUCAGAUUUGGCCAGUAUGGUGAUCAGUCCGCGCAUGGCCCGACAUCAGCCUUCUUUGAUGAUCUUCCCGAAAGAGAGCAGCUGCUCGAGGACUCGCCACGCACGAGUGGGCUCGACGAGGCGACGGAAAAGCGAUAUCAGAGCCAAGCGACCGCCAUGGCUGCCAGUGAGCGGCAUAACGAGGUGUUGAAUCUGGCAGCGGGGAAGCUGGAACUGGAUGGAGUAGCGCCAGAUCUAGCGAUGCACCUCCUCGGCCUGCACUGGAAUCGACAGCACUACGGAUUCAUGGUCUCUUACCGUCCCCUCUUCACCCGCGAUAUGGCAUGUAACGGUCCCUACUUUUCCAAGCUCCUCCUCAACGCCAUCUACUUUUCCGUUUCAAAGUUUUCGGACCGACCAGAGGUAUACGACGACCCCUCGAACCAGACUACAGCGGGGCAAUGCUUUAUCCGGCGCAUCAAGGCGUUGCUGGGGGAAGCGCUCGAUAGGUCAUCUAUACCGACAAUCCAGGCGAUGUUGUUGCUCUCGAGUUCACUCUUUGCGCUGGGGCAGCAGAGCGCAGCAUGGGUGUACAGCGGCAUAGCGAUCAGGAUGAUCAUCGAUCUAGGUCUCAACUACCCGAUGAUCGGAAACCUCCACGCUGCAGAGAUAGAGAUCCGACGGCGUAUAGUCUGGGCAGCAUUCAUCUACGACAAGAUCAUCUCCCUGUAUCAAGGCCGAGCGGUCACGCUGGGCGGAAAUCAGAUGCACGUCGCACAUCGCUUCUUUGACCUCUUUGAAGAACAGGAACAAUGGACGCCCUACGCUUUUCCAGGGGUACAUCAAUACCCUGGCUCCCCUGCUUGUGCGAUCAGCACAUUUACGGCGUACUGCUCCCUGGCGCUCAUCAUGGAUCAAGUCAUCACUCAUAUCUAUGCCGAAACGUCUGUCCCGGAAGGCCCAAGAGUACAUCUGCACCGUCUCUCGGCAAGUCUGGAUAGGUGGCGGGCGAGUUUGCCAGCUGUGAUCAAUUGCGAUCCGGGAUCAGAGGCGACUGCUCCACCGCCGCAUGUUCUUUCUUUGCAUAUGGUCUACUGGACAUUGGUCACUUUGCUCCACCGCCCAUUCGUAGAGUCCGGCCAUCUAUACCAUGCGGACCCGCCCCAAACAUCGAUCUGCUGGGCGCGAUGCGAAGCAGCCGCCAAUGGCGCGACAAGCCUGUUGUCGCAAUAUCGACGUACCUUCUCCCUCGCGCGCGCGCCAUACCUCAUCUCCUACACAACCUAUGUCGCCUCGACGAUCCACGUCCGUAUAGCCGCGCAGCGUGGACCUCAAUCAGAAGCAAGCCGUCUUCUUGGCGUCUGCCUCGAAGCGCUUUCAGAGAAUGGGGCGACGAAUCCCGGAGUUCAAAAGAUGUUGGGGAUGAUUCAGGCUUUGAUGGCGAGAAUGGGGGUCUCGCUUAAUGCCGGGUCGGUAUCUGAAGCUCAAGACGAUCCCCUUGGUUUCGGACUGGAUCUGGAGGCUAUCGUCCGCUCUUUCCACAAUCGCGGGGACGAGAUGAACAUCAUCACCGGCAACGGCAAUGUCAACCAAGGCGACGCAAGUGUGCCUGGACCACCAGGACCAUUCCUGUACGACAACUCGCUCGACAGCUUGUACGGUUUCCUAAACUUCCAAUAG
Messenger RNA from Dioszegia hungarica, 2088 nucleotides. RefSeq names its product fungal-specific transcription factor. Gene Ontology annotation, biological process: DNA-templated transcription; regulation of DNA-templated transcription. Bases 1 to 2088 code for a protein of 695 amino acids. Gene Ontology annotation, molecular function: DNA-binding transcription factor activity, RNA polymerase II-specific; DNA binding; zinc ion binding. The record is from RefSeq and is a predicted model, not a curated record. The transcript has 14 exons. Lineage: Eukaryota; Fungi; Basidiomycota; Tremellomycetes; Tremellales; Bulleribasidiaceae.